Colletotrichum acutatum is the source of this 459-nucleotide messenger RNA. RefSeq lists its product as uncharacterized. Lineage: Eukaryota; Fungi; Ascomycota; Sordariomycetes; Glomerellales; Glomerellaceae. The record is from RefSeq and is a predicted model, not a curated record. The transcript has a single exon. The coding region runs from base 1 to 459 and encodes 152 amino acids.
AUGUCCACCGCAAAGCCGCAGCCGCAGCCACCGCAGCCAUCCCAGACCGCCCCUCAAGUCUUACACUCCAUCGAGAGAGCGCAGGCAAAGUUCGAAACACUGAUGCGCUCGUUCAGAGGAGGCGAGAGCUCUGCCGUCCGCAGCUCCUCUGGCGCACAGGCAACUAACACCGCGGAAGACCGUCAGCAAGCAGAAACCCCGGGCAGAGUGAACGCCGAGACCGCAAAGCUUAGACGCAGGCAUGACAGACUGGAGCUCGACUUCCUGCUCUUUCAGAAGCGGAUGGAAAAUCGCCAGCGUCAGCCCGCCAUCGCGAGAGAGUGGUGGAAGCGGGAGAGCGCGGCGAGGAUAAACCUCGCCAACGAGCUCGGCCAGCUUCGGGAAGAGCAUGAACGCCUAAAGGCUGAGCUUGAGGAGGCCAGAGCCGUGAUCAAGAAAUUGGAAGAGCAGGUACUUUGA